CCUCUAAAAAUACAGCAACUGCAGAACCAAAUUCGUCUGGAGCAAGAAAGCAGCCAGCGGUAUCAUCACCACCAGCAACCCGACCACCAUCUGCACCCUCCCUCUUCUCCUUCCUUUCCUCCUCCCCCCUCCUUCCAGGAGCUUGAAGCCAGCCAGUGUCUCACUUCUGUGCCAAUGAGUAUUCUCAACUCUCAUACUUCUCCCACCAUGCAGUCCUCCAGCUCCUUCAACUAUGCUCGGCCUAAGCAGUUCAUUGCUGCUCAGAACAUCAGCCCUGCUUCGGGUUACGUGACUCCUUCCUCGGGAUCAUCUACAUCCAGCCUUCCCUCUCCUAUGUCUCCUACUGCUUCUCAGAAACAGUUUGGGAGAGCGCCUGUCCCACCGUUCUCCCAGCAGUUUGCUCCAGAAGGGGAGUACCCAUGGUCUCCUUCUUCUCCAUCUCCUCCCCCGCCACCUCCACCUGUCUUUAGUCCAACCACAGCGUAUCCCGUGUGCGAUUCCUUUCCACUGCCACCUCCUCCACCCCCUCCUCUUCCUUCAGUUCCUUCCCCUUCCCACAGCAUGUCUCCAACUCCUAGAUUUUCUAAUUCCGGCCAAUCUCCAGCUGCUUUUCUCAGCUCCAUGCUGCCAUCCCAGCCACCACCUAUUUCUGUCAAUGCACUAGGGCUGCCCAAAGGAGUGACACCUCCGGGUUUUCCCAAGAAAACAGGCAGAACUGCCAGGAUAGCAUCAGAUGAAGAGAUUCAAGGGUCAAAAGAUGCUGUAAUUCAGGACCUGGAAAGAAAGCUUCGUUUCAAGGAAGACCUUUUGAACAAUGGGCAACCGAGGUUGACGUAUGAGGAAAAAAUGGCUCGCCGAUUGCUGGGCGCCGACAGCGCCGCGACCGUCUUUAACAUCCAAGAACCGGAAGAGGAGCCGGCCAUACAGGAAGUUCGCUCUAUUGAUGCUUCUGUAGUGAGGCCUGUGGAUAUUCAAAAGGAGUAUAAGGUCUCGAGCUUUGAGCAAAGAUUGAUCAGUGAAAUUGAAUACAGGCUGGAGAGGUCUCCUGUGGAGGAAUCGGAUGAUGAAGUGCAACACGGAGAUGAUCCUUUUGAUAACAGCGUGUCACCAUAUUUUGAGAUAAAGCUGAAGCAUUACAAAAUCUUUGAGGGAAUGCCAGUCACAUUUACAUGCAAAGUGGCAGGAAAUCCAAAGCCAAAGAUUUAUUGGUUUAAAGAUGGGAAGCAAAUUUCGAAAAGAAGCGAUCACUACCAAAUUCAGAGAGAACCUGACGGAACUUGCUCGCUGCAUACUACAGCCUCCACCCUGGAUGACGAUGGGAACUACACGAUUAUGGCAGCCAACCCGCAGGGCAGAGUGAGCUGCACCGGAAGGCUUAUGGUUCAGGCUGUGAAUCAAAGAGGCCGUAGUCCUCGGACACCUCCUGGUCAGCUUCAUAUUAGAAGGUUAACGAAGCAGAUCCGCCCUCGCAGAGCUGCCAGGGCUCCGGUCCAGGUUUCCGUGGUGGGGAGGCACCUGUUCCGCUUAAUGGCUGCGCUGGCCGGAGAAGCCCAGUGCUGGGUGACGAUCACCUUCGGAGAUGACAGAAUUACCCGUGAGCAAGGUGCCGUUGAGAGGCUUCCCCUGAGCGGUUAG
Molecule: messenger RNA, 1635 nt
Organism: Tinamus guttatus (white-throated tinamou)
Lineage: Eukaryota; Metazoa; Chordata; Aves; Tinamiformes; Tinamidae
Source: RefSeq, a predicted model, not a curated record